AGUUGUGGUAUAAGGCUAGCGCUCUCAAGCGAGGGAGGAUGCAGAACCCAGAUCCCACUAGAACUGUGAACAACACCAGUCCAGGGAACCUUCGGGAUGGCGCUGCUUGAAGUGGAUUGCUCCGGAAGUCCGUAUGAGAUUGGCGUUCAGCAUGGUCAAGCGGCCUCUCUUCAUAUCGGGCGUGCGAUAAAGUUCUAUGCCGGCCUCUUCCAAGCUUCAGCUAAACUAGAUUGGGUUGGUGUAUGUGAAAAAGCCGUGGAGUUCGCUCCAAGUAUACAAAGGAAAUUUCCCGCUUUCGGCGAGGAGAUGAGAGGAAUUGCCGAUGGUGCAGGUGUGACCUACGCCGAUAUCUUGGCCUUGAAUGUACGGACCGAGAUCACGUUCGGUCUCUUCAGUGACGGCUGCACCGCCGUGUCGUGGAAGACGGACAAGAAGAGCUUCCUGGCUCAAAAUUGGGAUUGGAUGGAGCAACAGAAGGAGAACCUCAUAGUCGUUAACAUCCAUCAAGAAGGCAAACCUCGUAUUAGUAUGAUGACCGAGGCUGGAUUGAUUGGAAAGAUCGGGCUCAACUCUGCCGGUGUCGGGGUAUGCCUGAACGCCAUUCGCGUCAAAGGCAUGGAUCCGACUCACCUUCCAGUCCAUCUUGGUCUGCGUGUCGUCCUCGAAAGCACUUCCAAAGAAGAAGCCAUCUCUCAACUCGAGAAAUACGGGAUAGCUUCAUCGGCACAUAUGUUAAUCGCAGACCCAAACGGUGCGGUCGGGCUAGAGUGUACCGCUAUAGGUUUCGCCAAACUCCCCAUGGACAGUGACGGCAAGAUUGUGCAUACCAACCACUUGCUUGCCAAACAUCCUGGGGUAGAAGAUACGAUGUUUUGGAAAGACAGCUUCAACAGGAUCGAUAGGAUCCAGGGCCUUAUGAAGACGCUUCCCAACAACCCGGAAGACAGCGAUAUCUAUGAACUCUUCAAGGACGAAAAUAAUUUCCCCGCAUCAAUCUGUCGAGCACAAGCUGGUGACAGCCGUGCAGCUACCCUGUUCAAUAUCGCCAUGGACUUGACAAGUAAGAUGGCUACGGUGACGAUGGGGCGCCCGAUCGCACCGGAGGAAACUAUUAUAUUGGCACCGUGA
Molecule: messenger RNA, 1128 nt
Organism: Gloeophyllum trabeum ATCC 11539
Lineage: Eukaryota; Fungi; Basidiomycota; Agaricomycetes; Gloeophyllales; Gloeophyllaceae
Product: acyl-CoA 6-aminopenicillanic-acid-acyltransferase
Exons: 5
Coding region: 97-1128 (343 amino acids)
Source: RefSeq, a predicted model, not a curated record